CCCAACGUCUUCAAUCAAUCUAAACGCGCUCCACGAUACCUUCGUACGCUGCAACACUUCUUCUUCUUCGUCGAGAAGUUUCUCUUCUCCAUCAUCUCUCCGAUGCCAACCUCUGCCGAUUCUUCUUCUUCUUCUUCUUCUUCUUCUUCUUCUUCUUCUUCUUCAUUUCUUGAUUGCGCUACUCCGAAGAGUCUGAGCGUUCAACUCGUGUCUAAAUUGGCGUCGGAUCGCCUUCUCGGCAAGUUCUUCGAUGCCUCGAAAUUCGACUUCGAUUACGAACAGAGUAGUUUGUGGUCUCCGCCGAUUCCGCGGCGAGUGUUUCUGGAUUCGCCGGCUGAUGUUUGCUCUGGUUAUGAGGUUCUCUCGAAGCUUGAGAAUGCGAAGAAGGCAUGGAGGAAACUUAUAACUUGUUUCGGAGGAUUGUUGUGUUCUUAGAAUCAUUGAUUCCACCUUACAACUUUUGAGCAAUUCUCUCCCAUUAUGAUCCGCGAUUCAAAAUGAUUCAGGAAAAAAUGAA
This is a messenger RNA of Cucurbita moschata (crookneck pumpkin), 517 nucleotides long. RefSeq lists its product as uncharacterized. The transcript is spliced from 2 exons. NCBI's taxonomy places the organism in Eukaryota, Viridiplantae, Streptophyta, Magnoliopsida, Cucurbitales, Cucurbitaceae. The record is from RefSeq and is a predicted model, not a curated record. Bases 103 to 435 code for a protein of 110 amino acids.